AUCGAAAGGUUGAACAGAACGCUUGACGACACAUCCUGUGGGGAAAGAAAUAAUCGAUUUUCGGCCUUCUCGAUUCAUAGGAUGAUUGCUCCAGGACAGCAGCAAUAAAUAUCAUCUCAGUCUGAAUAAGCCCACAGACUCAUUGCAUUCACGCAGCAACAAGUAAGCUGAUCAAGCCUGGAAAUCCAUAGGCUCAUCGCUGCUACACAGCAUUAAAAAAAACAAUAUGUAGAAGUAUAGAGACUCGUUACUACAAAACAGCAAUAACAAAGCUGAUCAAAAUCUAUAGAAGUAUAGAGACUCAAUGUUACCAAACAGCAAUAACAAAGCUGAUCAAAAAGCUGUAGAAACAUACAUAGUCGUUUUAUAUCAUGCAUCAGCAAAUAAACAUCAAAGUCUGUAGAAGUCCAAAGGCUCAUUUUAACUAAUUUACAACAACAGAUCAAUACAUACUGUAGAUAGAGUUGUUGCUAUUACACACAUUUAACCAAGCUGAUCAGAACUAAAGAAGCCGACCAACACUUCACCACAACACACUUUUUUUUACCCCACAUCUGAGAUCUCAUCAUGACUCACAACCUCUCUCAAGCGAACAUCACAGCCUACCUCAACCAACUUCAGAGGGAAACCACACUAUUGAUGAUUCCUUCUCUCAUAUUUUUAAUUGGAUUAGCCGUCGUCGGCUUGAUCGGGAAUUCCCUGGUUCUGUUCGUUUAUUUACGGAAGUUUACGAAAACUGCCGUCGGAGUCUUUAUCGUGACGAUGGCAGUUUCAGACCUCUUGACUUGUGCCGUGCUUAUACCAGGUGACGUGUACGACCUUUUCCAUCAGUGGGACUACGACCAGAGACUACUCUGUCAGAUGAGAAUGUUCGCCUACGCGGCUACCCACGCAGUUGCAUCCCUUGCUUUGAUAGCCGUGGCUGUGACGCGAUACUUAAAGAUUUGCCGACCAUUUGGAAGACAAGUAACCAUAACUCAUGCGAGAGUAUCUUGCGUGAUUAUGACAGUUUUGUCCCUUCUUUACUCUACGCCAUACGCCCUGGUCCACGGUAUUCAAACAAGGAACACAACUCUAGAAGGAGUUCAAGGUCACUACUGCGCGUUUGAUGACGAAUACGUCGCUACCACUUGGCCGAGGGUCAACUCUGGAAUUUUUAUCCUGGCGUUUGUUUCGGUAUCGACCCCGCUUGUCACCUUGUACGGUCUGAUUUGGGUCAAGGCCAGGCACCAUAGUAACCGUCGCGUGGCGACAGGGGGAGUAACCAAGGGAGAUAACAGUUUAAAGAGAGAUAACUCAAUCAACAAAAAGCCGUUCGUGGGUAAGGUGUCGGAGUCGGAGAAUUCGCGCUGGUCAUCAAGCUCCGAUAUCAACCAGCUUAAACAGGAAACGGAGCUUAACUUAAACAAACCUUCAACAACUAUGGAACGAGAGUGUGUUAAACGGCUGACUUAUCCAUACACGGCUCCAGAUUCCAGCCGGUCGACGAUUCUGGAAUCUAAGCUGAUGUCAUUGCCAAGAGGAUGUCGAAUCCUUUCAACCUUGGACACCGCUAGACACACAACGAAUCGAAAAUCCGAUAACCCCGGAAAUGAAAACAAUACCAGUGUUAUCCAAAAACUUGUCAUUACAGAAGAACCGUCAAGUUUAUCAACAAAGUCUAUUACUUCUACAACCAAUGAUUCCUUAGGAAACCAAUCAAAUAGUAAUAAUGAACAUAAAGUUGCAAGCGGUUUACUUUGUAGUAAACUUGAAGACGUACCCUCACCUUCUAGACGAAAAAAUCCGUUUUGUAGACACUCAGAUCUGGAAUCAACAAGCCACCAAACUCAAUCUAUCACCGAGACUGAAGAAAACUCUAUCUCUGAAAGUUACAUCACAGCGGAAUCAAGCAACAGUGACACCGAAAUCUCCUCUGAAAGUGUUAUGUUAAGAAAGCUAGGAUUAGCUAAUCACGUUAAUCUGGCGUGUAAACCUCAAGAGUCUAAAAGCCGCCCAGGUUCUAAAAAUAUCACUAACUUCAAGAAAGAAGAGUGCCCAAAACGGAAACCUCGCGGAAUAGGGAAGGCAACUUGUAUGUUACUUACAAUAAGUCUACUAUUUAUACUUGGGUUAAUUCCCUUCCUUGCUUUGGACUUGUUUAGAAAUAUCUUCCCCGAGUCGUAUAAAUCACUAAGUCCAGUCGGUCUGUCCUUCUAUCACCUAUUUCUCAGGACCUACCUCAUCACAGUCGCCGCAAACCCAAUCGUCUACGGAUUCUGUGACGUCAAGUUCCGGAAAGAAUGUUUAAAAUUGUUUAAAUGUAAUACUUAACCUUCGUAUCAAUGCUAUAUUUAUGACAUUCUUUUAAGGUAAU
Physella acuta is the source of this 2356-nucleotide messenger RNA. RefSeq lists its product as uncharacterized. Gene Ontology annotation, biological process: G protein-coupled receptor signaling pathway. Gene Ontology annotation, molecular function: G protein-coupled receptor activity. NCBI's taxonomy places the organism in Eukaryota, Metazoa, Mollusca, Gastropoda, Physidae. The record is from RefSeq and is a predicted model, not a curated record. Gene Ontology annotation, cellular component: plasma membrane.